Symbiodinium sp. CCMP2592 is the source of this 2349-nucleotide messenger RNA. The record is from the annotation of a GenBank genome assembly. NCBI's taxonomy places the organism in Eukaryota, Dinophyceae, Suessiales, Symbiodiniaceae.
AUGCGGGUGACCCUCAUCUUCCAUUUGGCUCUUGCCCUUGUCGUGGAGGCGGGCAGCAUUUCUUUGUUCGCGGAGAUUCGGUCUGCCUUCGGCGAGUAUUGUCGGUUGUCAUUGCUUUCUUUUGGGUUCGUGAGUGCUUUCGGAAGCUGUGGAGUCAGGACUUGGGAUUGGACUUGGGAGCUGCGAGUGGUUUCGGAAGUUUCUGACCCAGCAACACUGGAGAGCAAACAGCUUCGUUCGGUGCCAGUUUUUCGUUGGUUGCGCCGCAGUUUUGAGUCGUCGGAAGAUGCUGUGUGCCUCCGGUGCUGCCACGACUACUCCCCUGGAGCAGCAUGCGAGCUGGCUGUCAGGACGCGGGACCUUGGAGCUCUCGGAUCCAAGCACUUGAAACCUGAGGCAUCACAGAGUGAACGGCAUUUUGAAACACAAUCGUGUGUCAAGAGGCUUGGGGUCCAGUCCCAAGUCUCACGCCUGAUCGCAGCAGUGAAGCUUUCUAUCCGAAAAGCAGGACCAAAUGCCAAGAUCGAGAUCGCGGAUCAGGGCGUCGAGAUGCUUUUCCCGAUGUACACGGUGCUCUUCGACAUGGGUGAGAUCGUUCCGCACGAGGAGCUCAUGGAGCAAGGGGUCUUGGUGGAGUUCGAGGAAACAUUGGGACAAGCGGCCUUUGUGUCCCACCAGUGGGUUGGCCGCAAUCACCCGGACCCAGAGUUCAAGCAGAUGAGAGUGUUGCAAGAUGCCUUGCGGCAUGUGAUGUCGGACCUGAAGAACAUUCCUUUGGAUAUGAAUUCAGAAGCUUUGGUGCCUGGCUGCAAGUGCCUGGACACGGCGAAGCUGCGUUCGAAGCCGCUCUUCGUUUGGUACGACUACUUCUCCUGCCCACAGCUCGAUCUCCAAGCCACAGCCUCCUGGAGAACUGGCUCUGGGCGGCAUGUCAGCGACGGCAGUGGCCUUUCCAGAGCCAUCGAGAGCAUCCCGGCCUACAUCGCCAAAUCCAGCUUCUUCUUCGUCCUCUCUCCGGUCAUCCAGAGCAGCGGUGAUCAGGACAAACUAUUCGGGCCGGGCAGCUGGUCGGAACGGGGCUGGUGUCGUGUUGAGCGAGCCCUGCGCGAGCUCUCGCCUGAGAAUUCCUGGAUCAUGAUCAAGAGCCAAACGGAGCUCGAGCUGGUGGCGAGCCCAGUGGGAGCCGGAGGUGGUGGGGGAGCCCCUGGAGAAGGGGUUUUCACCAUGGCCAGAGACAAGCGCAAGCUGGCACCGAUCCUUCGGCAAACCUUGAGGCGCAAGCUGGUGCUCUCUCUCAAGAACAAGGACUUCGAGGGGUACCGGGUGCUUCUGAACCUGCAAUCUGUCACCUUCAGGGGCUUGGACCUGAAACCCACGAGUGAUCUGAUCCCCGGCGAUCCGGCAGAUGCCGCACCCGGCGGGUCGGAGUCCGGGUCUCUUGAGGUGGCGCACUUUCUACACCAGAAUGGCUUCAAUUCUGUCACGGAAACGGAUUCGCGUGGAUGGUCAACUUUGCACUAUGCUGCUCUGGGUGGAGAUCUCAGUUUGAUCCGGUCUUUGUUGGAGCAGCAGGCGGAUGUGAAUCUCCAAACGAAGAAGGAUCAGCCGCUCGUAGGCUUGGCAUCUUUCGUCUCGCCCCUGGCCGUUUCUGUCUUCUUCAGGCACAACGAGGCAGCGCGGCUGCUCCUCGCCGCCAAAGCCAAAUUUGAAGGUGGCCUGCAACCUGCCUUGAACUUGGCAGGCAUCUCGAACAACCCCGAAGGCAUUCGCAUUCUUUGUGACGCUGGCUGCAACCCCCACACGACCAAGGACAUCUUUGGUUUCAGCGCCAUGGAGGCGGCUGCGGGUCAAGGGCAGGUGGAGGCCGUGGAGGAAAUCCUCCGGCAAGCUGGGGGAAGGAUGAGCAGCUGGAUACUGAACCGGGCCCUCUUUCUUGCAUGUUGUUUCCGUGGCGGCAAGGCCGAAAUGAUCCAUCGGCUCAUCGAAAUGCGGGCAGACGCGAAUCGCCCUUAUCCAUUCAAAGGAUUCUCCUUCAAUGGGGUUUUCUUGGUCGCGAAGAGCCUGCAGCAUCGUUUUGGCAAGGUCACAAAUAUCAGCAAAAUGUCUUACCAUUCUUGGGGGGCGGUGCCUCUGAUAGCAGCGAUCCUGUCAGCGCAGUACGAGGGAGCUGCGGCGCUAAUCUCCGAAGGAGCCCGCUUGGACUUGCCAAACAAGCGUGGCUGCACCGCCAUUGAUUUGGCUCAAGGCCAAGAUUUGCCUUUUUUCAUGACAGAGGCGUUGGAGGGGCGUUUGGGAGAGUGCAAGCAGGUAGCAAAGGCAGCUCUCGAGCACAGCUACUUUGAAGUGUGA